Pleuronectes platessa (European plaice) is the source of this 1976-nucleotide messenger RNA. RefSeq names its product ADP-ribosylation factor-like 6 interacting protein 4 (gene arl6ip4). The record is from RefSeq and is a predicted model, not a curated record. The transcript is spliced from 5 exons. NCBI's taxonomy places the organism in Eukaryota, Metazoa, Chordata, Actinopteri, Pleuronectiformes, Pleuronectidae. The coding region runs from base 105 to 857 and encodes 250 amino acids.
AUCCGCCGGACGGAAAUUGAAGACGAACACGCUGGAGAAACUUGAAUGGCCGCUGAUGCUCGGACUUUCCAGCGGUGAUUUGUCUUCGUGGAGUUUCUCCAACAAUGGGUCGCAGCAGGUCACAUGACAGAGCAGACAGAGAGAAGAAGAAGAAGAAGAAGAAACGGACACGGUCCUCCUCUUCUUCCUCGUCGUCUCCGUCCUCUUCUUCAUCCAGCAGCAGGAGCCGGGGCAGGUCGUCAAAGAAAGAGACGCACAAGAGCAAAGAUGUGAAAACUGAAAGAAAGAAGAGAAGAAGAACCUCCUCCUCCUCUUCGUCCUCCUCAUCCUCCUCGUCUUCUUCGUCCUCGUCGAGUGACGAGAAGGCAAAGAGGAAGAAAAGUAAAUCCAAGAAAAAGAAGCUGAAGAAGAAAAAGGCAAAGCUGAAGAAACUGAAGAAAAAGGAGAAGAAGGAGAGAAAGGAGAAGCUGAAGAAAGAGAAGAAGGAGAUGGAAAAAGAAAAAGCGAAGAAGAAGACGAUGGAGGGACUGUUGUCCAUCAUUCCGGAAGAGAAACCUCCGGCUUACCUGGAGGUGUGGCAGAGUGAUGAUGGGAUGGUGGAGCCUGGACCUGUCAUGACCGAUGAGCAGAAGGCCCGGCUCUCCACCAAGAGACCCAUCACCAAGGAGGAGUAUGAGGCCAGGCAGAGUGUGAUCCGCAAGGUUGUGGACCCUGAAACAGGACUGACCAGAUUGGUGAGAGGAGAGGGAGAGAUCAUAGAGGAGAUGGUCAGCCGAGAAAAACACAAAGAACUCAACAAGCAAGCCACCAAGGGAGACGGGAAUGCCUUCCAGAGGAAAUUGGGGACCAAGAAGUAGAAGACUCAGUGGAGUCCUUCACUAACAAGAGGGUUUCCCGGACAGUUCGACGGAGGACGACGACUUUUUUAGACUAUUAAUGAAUUUUUUAUAUUUAGUAUGUAUUUUAUAACAAGCAUUAGCCUGGGAUUGAACUGUUCACAGCGGUGAAUGUUAAAAAAAUGUCAAACACGUGCUCUUGACGUUCGCUGAUUUUAAAUCCAAGUAAAAGUCUUCAUCGACUACUGAUUUGUCUUAACUGUAAGCUGAUCACAAAAGGGAUUACUUAAGAAAAACAGACGAAUAAGAUUGUUGAAUUUAAAUCUGGUUGAGUCCAUUAACUCCAUAUAAGGAGUCCUAGAGCCUGAUCGACGUUCCUCCGACAUGUCUUGAUAUGAAAGUUUGAUUUUACUGAAUAAACAAUGCAGGAAAGAUUUUGUUUACAUUUACUUUAAAAAAAUGUUUUCUUUAUUCAAGUUCUAUACAUUUAGUUGUAGUUCUGUUUUCUUCAUUAAUAGCCAUUGAUAAUAAGGUUUAUGAUUAAACUGUAAAAUAUCAAUCAUCAUUUACAUACAUCUUAGGAAUCAUUGCUAUUUAAAGAAAAUGUAUAUAUCUGCUGACGUAUCAGACUUUUUUUACUGCUGAAUAGCAGAAGAUGGCUCCAAAAAUCGAUAUCAGUCGGACUCUGGUUAUCACUGUUGCCUCACAGCUAGAAGGUUCUUGGUUCAAUUCCCGGAGUCGUUUUGUCUGGUUUUCUCCCAGUCUAUAGACAGGCAGGAUGUUGUUAGGUUUACUGUCAGUGAUAGUGAACGGUUGUUUGUCUCUGUCAGUGAUAGAGAUCGAUGGCGACAUGUCCACUGUGUACUCUGCCUCUCGCCCUGUCUGCCGGGAUCGGCCCCAGCAUUCAAAUGAUUUCUGUAUCCUAUUUCAAUCAGCUUUACAUAAUGUUUUCCUAAUGUCGAACAAGGUGAGACGAUUCUUUAAGUUAUCUGUAUCCCACAACAGUUUUGUCUCUGUAUUUCAGCUAAAUAUCUUAAACCCACUUCGCACUUUUAUAUCUCACAUUGUGUGUCUCUGAGUAAAUCUUCAUUUAUGUGAGCUGAUCCCAGAAAAAUUAAAAGUUUGACGAGUUAAAUUGAA